This is a messenger RNA of Prorocentrum cordatum, 500 nucleotides long. The record is from the annotation of a GenBank genome assembly. NCBI's taxonomy places the organism in Eukaryota, Dinophyceae, Prorocentrales, Prorocentraceae.
GACCUUGAUGAACACAAGAAGACAAUCAAGGCCGCCGGGAGCAACGCGCAAGAGUACCUCACACAACUCAACGAGUACAUCGCCGAGAACAAGCGCAAGCUCGACGGGUACACACAGACAGAUGACUACACAACUGGGAAGACGAAGCGAUCUGCAAGCCACACCGCCACAGACUGCUACGAGAUCCUCAACAAGACGCUCCAAAGGGAAGAACAAGCGACGGCACACUACAAGGAUGAGGCAAAGGCCUACAAACACCAAAGAGACAGCAUCCAGGGCAAGUACGAGAGCGACAUAGCCAACAAAGAGAACAACAACAAAUACCGCAAGGAGAUAGACGCCCUCAACGCAGAUCUGCAACACCUACCAAAGGCCGUCACGGACCUCAAGACCAACAAGAACAAUAAUAUCCACACGGCCAAAGAGGACCACAAGAGGAAAGAACAACAUCUCAACCAACUGAUCGAGGACCACAUCAAGAAGUACGACAGCAGCGCCAG